Messenger RNA from Melanotaenia boesemani (Boeseman's rainbowfish), 880 nucleotides. Its product is annotated as ribosomal RNA processing protein 1 homolog A-like. NCBI's taxonomy places the organism in Eukaryota, Metazoa, Chordata, Actinopteri, Atheriniformes, Melanotaeniidae. The coding region runs from base 74 to 880 and encodes 268 amino acids. Gene Ontology annotation, biological process: rRNA processing. Gene Ontology annotation, cellular component: preribosome, large subunit precursor; nucleus; preribosome, small subunit precursor. The transcript has a single exon. The record is from RefSeq and is a predicted model, not a curated record.
AACGAUAGAGGACAAGUUCAAGAAAAGGAAGAGGAGGAGGAAGAAGAAAAGGACUCUAUGUGAAACUGAUGAGAUGGUGUCAGUUCAGGGGCCAGAGGUCCAGCUGGCUCAGAGAUUAGCUACCAACAAGCAGUCUGUCAGGACCAGAGCAAUAAAGAAACUUUGGAAGUACAUCUGUGUGAAUUCAGAAGCAGAAGCAGGUGAAUUCACAUUUGAUGAACUGCUGAGGUUGUGGAGAGGUCUUUUCUACUGCUCGUGGAAGCAGGACAAACCACAGCUCCAGGAGAAAUGGUUAAACCAGAUCUCCACUCUGAUCCACAGCUUCCAUGGAAUCGUUAGACAGCUGCUCUACCUGAAAAGCUUCCUGCACACUUUCAAGAGAGAGUGGACUGACAUUGACAGGCUGCAAAUGGACAAAUUCUUCCAGCUGGUUUGCUUCAUGUUCAGACACACAUUUGUGAUGCCGGAGAGGAAAGACUGGGAGAACAGUGCUGUCAGCAGGUUUCUGGGGCUGCUGAGUUUCCAUCUCCUGCAGAGCAGCGCUGAGGCACCCAUCGGGUUGCAGCUACACAUCCUCAACGUUUACAUGACCGAACUGGAAGCUGUGGGUUCCGCACAGCUCACUGCAGAUCAGAACCUCAUGUUCAUCAAGCCGUUCUGCAGAACAGGAGCCAAGACAAAGAAUCAGACUCUUUUCAGAUCCAUAUGUACCAGCAUCGUCAGCACCAUCAUAGACCAGAAUCCCUUUGCCAUCAAAGAUUUGGUGGAGGAGUUGGAUGCAGCCGAAGACAUGAACUCAAAUUCCGGUUGGGCAUCUAAGGAGAAUGACAAACUGGACGACAAAAGCAGAGGUUGCAGCCAUUGUUGUCACAAGGAGUAA